Molecule: messenger RNA, 1320 nt
Organism: Mycosarcoma maydis (corn smut)
Lineage: Eukaryota; Fungi; Basidiomycota; Ustilaginomycetes; Ustilaginales
Exons: 3
Coding region: 1-1320 (439 amino acids)
Cellular component (GO): mitochondrion
Molecular function (GO): oxidoreductase activity; molybdenum ion binding
Source: RefSeq, a predicted model, not a curated record
AUGGCGCAGAUCGUACGGCAAGAUAGUCCGUUGAACACCGAGCCGUGCUCGGAAGAGCUGGCCAGCUCUUACAUUACGCCAAACGAGCUCGUCUUCAAUCGAAACCAUGACUCGGCCGUUUCGGCAACUGAACAUCAUUCGACCGAAGUAGGUUGGAGCAUUGACAUCUCUGUCGAAGACGAUCAAGCUCUGAGCUCCAUCCACGUGACCCAGCCUUCGCUGCCCCUCGAGUCGUUGAAGGCCAACUACGAGAAGGUCGAGGUAGUCGCAACGCUCGAGUGUGCCGGUAAUCGGCGUGCGGAGCUGGCUGCAUCUCAUCAGCCAGCAGAAGGCAUACAAUGGGGCGAUGCAGUCAUCGCAAACGUCAUCUGGGGUGGAGCUUCUCUGCGUUCCGUCCUGCUCGCUGCUGGCAUCCCAGAUCCUUUCUGUCACCAUUCGGACUUGACAUCACUGAAACCGUCCGCCGAAGCAUCGCUCGCCGACGCAGCUUCAUGGGCCCAUUCACUCCACCUUCAUAUCUACAGCGCACAAGAAAGCAGUGAAUCAGACGAUCCUACUCGAAAAGAAGUUUUCGCCGCCUCGAUCCCGCUCGUCACCGCUUUGCACCCGAAUCAGAACUGUCUCUUAUCGUACGAGUACAAUCGGACUCCACUGACACAGCGUCAUGGUGCACCUUUGCGAGCCGUGAUCCCAGGUCAUGUAGGCGCGAGGUGGGUCAAGUGGCUCAAUGGGCUCAAAAUCAGCGCACGGGAAAACGAUUCGCCUCCCAUGCGACAAGAUUACAAGUUGCUUGUUCCACAUGCACAGUCAGAAGAGAAAGAUUUUGCAGAUAAAGCUGCGAACGGUUCAGAGUUUCGUAAACAGCAGUUGCACCAAAAGAAGCCACUGCAACAACUCGCAGCCAGCUGCUCUGUCACACUACCCCGAAACGACGCUCAAGCGGUCCAGGUCACAAAGGAGCGCACGAUAGAAGUGAAAGGUUAUGCCGUAGGCCAAGACGGGUGUCCAGCUACAAAAGUCUAUGUCGCCCUGAUCCCGGAAGCGGAAGCUUCAACGGAAGAGGUUCUCGUUUCGCUCUCUGCCGAUCUCGUAUGGAAGCAAGCAGAGUUCCACACGCAAGAUCCCUCGAAUUGGAGCUGGGCUUGGACACUGUGGCAUGUCCAACUGCCUGCUCCCAGGCACGCCGAUCAGAAAUGGAUCUUGAUCGCCAGAUGCGCUACAGCCGCUGGUGUUGAGCAGGAGAAGAUAUCUGACUGGAAUCUGCGUGGGUUCUGCAAUCGCUCUUGGUCUGUUGUCCGCAACCUCAGGAUCCAGUCUUGA